Molecule: messenger RNA, 519 nt
Organism: Adineta steineri
Lineage: Eukaryota; Metazoa; Rotifera; Eurotatoria; Adinetida; Adinetidae
Source: the annotation of a GenBank genome assembly
AUGAUUUUUAUUUCAAUCGUAUUAUUCUUUAACCUUAUUUGUCCUUCAUUUACAACUACAUUUCAAGAUCAAAUUGAUCAAUUAUCAAAAAAUGAUCAAGAAAAUAUUGUAAAUACUCUUCUAUCAACAUCAUCAUCAAGAAAUACUGGACUAGUUACAGAUAUAAAUUGGUGUUGUAGAACUGAUCCUGGCGUCGAAGCAAUAGCACGCACAAGACAAACAACAUAUACUGUACAAAAACAUGGUCGUCAUAAAUGUGGUUAUGAUGGUUGUGGAUUUCUUGGAUGGGGUCGAUGUACACGUUGGUGUGAUGAAACUUGGUCUGAAGUGGAACAUGGUGUUGAGACAUAUUUAGUGUAUCAAAAACGCACUUGUCCUGCUGAUCAAGUAACAUGUUGUGCACAACAUAUCUAUGUUCUUGGUCAUUGCUUUGAUUAUACAGAAAUUUAUAAUAAUCAAGAAUUAUUGGGACACUUAAGUGAACUAGGAAUUGUUCUUCCAGGUCCUACUCUUGGUUAA